This is a messenger RNA of Oreochromis niloticus (Nile tilapia), 4248 nucleotides long. It is a transcript of the gene top3a, whose product is annotated as DNA topoisomerase III alpha. NCBI's taxonomy places the organism in Eukaryota, Metazoa, Chordata, Actinopteri, Cichliformes, Cichlidae. The transcript is spliced from 19 exons. Gene Ontology annotation, molecular function: zinc ion binding; DNA binding; DNA topoisomerase type I (single strand cut, ATP-independent) activity. The record is from RefSeq and is a predicted model, not a curated record. Gene Ontology annotation, biological process: DNA repair; DNA recombination; DNA topological change. Gene Ontology annotation, cellular component: RecQ family helicase-topoisomerase III complex; nucleus; chromosome. The coding region runs from base 319 to 3432 and encodes 1037 amino acids.
UUGAUGACGGCAGUUUUGACAGCCAGGCGCGGAUUUUGUAAACAGAAGUAAGAGUGUUCCUGUGUCUAAGGUCCUCAUUUUUUUUAUUGCUAAUUGUUGAUAAUUGUUCGUGGGACAGGUAUAUAUUUCCUCUUUGCUCGCUGUUUUAUUUGUGAGAAGUGAAGUUAGUCAAGCUUUGGUUACCUUUUUUUGCUCUUUGUUGAAGUUCUUGGGAGCUGAUAAUAUGUAGCUCCCCGCAUCAGCUAGCAUGCUAACAAAGUGGGACGAGAACAGCGCUGAAGCUGUCCGUUGAACCGGCUGCUUCACGUGAGAGCGGGUAUGCUAGUAGCGUGUCUCCUCAGGAGAUCUGUGCUUUUAUCGGGACUACGGCGGCCGGGAGUCCAGCGGAGGUAUUUCUGUGCGGUGCAGAGUGUCCUCCAGGACACAGUGCAGCAGGAGGCAGACAUGAUCCGAAGCCGGGGGCAGAUCCGUCGGGUCCUCUGCGUGGCCGAGAAAAAUGAUGCUGCUAAGGGGAUCUCUGAAAUUAUGUCCAGCGGCAGGGCUAAUAGGAGGGAAGGAAUGUCGAAGUUUAAUAAAAUCUAUGAGUAUGAAUAUCAUCUCUUUGGGCAGAAUGUGACUGUCACAAUGACAUCAGUGUCAGGGCAUUUACUGGGUCUGGAGUUUAAAGCUCCAUUUCAGAAAUGGCACAGUUGCAAUCCGGUGCUGCUGUUUGAUGCAGAAGUAGAGAAAUAUUGUCCGGAUAAUAUGUUACAGAUUAAGCGAACGCUAGAGAAGGAGGUGAGGCAGUGCCAGGCCUUGGUCAUCUGGACUGAUUGUGAUAGAGAGGGAGAAAACAUUGGCUUCGAAAUCAUAGAUGUUUGCAAAGCAGUGAAGCCAAAUUUACAAGUCUUUCGAGCAAAGUUUUCUGAGAUCACGCCCAACUCAAUCCGAAGAGCCUGUGAGACUCUAACAGAGCCUGAUGCUAACGUCAGCGAUGCAGUUGAUGUCCGCCAGGAGCUGGACUUGCGUAUAGGUGCAUCUUUUACUCGAUUCCAGACACUUCGCCUGCAGAAGAUCUUCCCAGAGUCCCUGGCCAAUCAGCUGAUCUCAUACGGCAGCUGUCAGUUUCCCACUCUGGGUUUUGUGGUGGAGCGCUUCAAAGCCAUCCAGGCAUUCAUACCUGAGACUUUCUACAAGAUCAAAGUGAUCCACGAGGUGGAGGAGGACUGUGUGGACUUCAACUGGAAACGAAACCGCCUCUUCAAUCACACAGCUUGUCUAGUGCUCUACCAGAUCUGCAUGGAGGAUCCCAUAGCAACAGUCACCUCAGUAACCAGCAAACCUAAGAGUAAAUGGAGGCCACUGCCUUUGGACACUGUGGAACUGGAGAAACUGGCUUCACGGAAGCUCAGAAUAAGUGCCAAAGAGACCAUGAAAAUUGCAGAAAAGCUCUAUACUCAGGGGUUCAUCAGCUAUCCCCGCACAGAGACCAACAUUUUUCCACCAAACUUGGCUCUUACCCCGCUGGUGGAGCAGCAGACUCACAGCCCGGUGUGGGGGGCGUUCGCCCAGCGAGUGCUUGACCAGCCGGGGGGACCCAACCCAAGACAGGGCAAGAACUCUGACCAAGCCCACCCUCCCAUACAUCCCACUAAGUUCACUAACGCACUGCAGGGCAAUGAAGGACGUGUGUAUGAGUUCAUCGUUCGCCAUUUCUUAGCUUGUGUAUCCCAGGAUGCUUUGGGACAGGAGACUGUGGUUGAUAUAGAUAUCGCUCAGGAGAAGUUCUCCGCCUCAGGACUCAUGAUCAUUGCAAGGAACUACCUGGAUGUUUACCCCUAUGACAGGUGGAGCACAAAGGUGAUUCCAGUGUAUGAACAAGGCUCUCAGUUCCAGCCCUCUGCUAUUGAGAUGGUGGACGGACAGACGAGUCCUCCGCAGCUGCUCACUGAAGCUGACCUCAUAUCACUGAUGGAGAAGCACGGCAUUGGUACAGAUGCAACCCACGCUGAGCACAUUGAGACUAUAAAGAGUCGCAUGUAUGUGGGCUUGACAGCUGACCAGAGGUUUACACCUGGAGAGCUGGGCAUGGGGCUGGUGGAGGGUUAUAACUCCAUGGGCUAUGAGAUGUCAAAACCGAACCUGCGUGCCGAAUUGGAAGCAGACCUCAAGCUGGUAUCAGAAGGCCAAAAGGACAAACAGAGCGUGCUGCAGCAUCACAUCCAGAAAUACAAGACCGUCUUCAUUGAGUCUGUCAGGAAAGCAAAGAAGUUAGAUGAAGCGCUGUCUCCCUAUCUCGGUGCAGCUCACGAGAUCCCUGAAGCAGAGCAGCAGGACAUGGAGAUCCCGCUGCCGGUGAGGAAGUGCCCUAACUGUGGUCGGGACAUGGUGCUGAAGAAGAAGAGAGAGGGAAACGGUAAAUACCUGUCGUGUGUGGGCUUCCCAGCCUGUAAAACAGCGGUGUGGUUUCCCGACGUGGUGCUCGAGGUCAGCAGAGAUGAAAGCAUAUGUCCCACCUGUCAGCCACACCCCAUUCAUAUGUUGAAGUUCAAGUUCCGCAGGGGUAGCCUUCCUCCCAUGAUGCCUCUGGAGUUUGUCGGCUGCAUCGGUGGCUGUGACGAGACCCUCCGAGAAGUGCUGGACCUGAAAUAUCUCAGACCGGGGGGAGGUGGUGGUGGUGCAGGAGUUGGAGGAGGGGGUGGAAGAGGAGAUGACCCUCAUCCUCCACCUCCAAGGCCACCCAGACCUGAUCCGUCCAGAACCCGAGUCUCCAAUCCUCGCCCUUCUCUCCCACCUGUGCCCUCCUGGACCCCACAGCCGACGUCUCCACCAGGUGGCCGCAGUAUGAGUGUAAACGCCAGCAGUGACGCGAUUGUGUGCAACUGUGGUCAGGAUGCACUCCUCCUGACUGUGCGCAAAGACGGCCCUAAUCAAGGCCGGCAGUUCUAUAAGUGUAACGCCGGGAGCUGCAACUUCUUUCUUUGGGCAGAUCAACCGAGUCAGCAGGGGGCACCACAGUAUCGAGGGCCGCCACCGCCAGCAUUGAGGACUUCCCAGCCUCCAAGGCCAUCUCUGGGAUUCAGAAAUACAUCUGAAGGAAGCAGAGGGCAGGAAGCGGGUGCACCAGGACAUUUGGGACAGGUGAUGUGCAACUGCAACGAGGCAGCCGUGACGCGCACAGUGCAGAAGGACGGUCCAAACAAGGGUCGCAUGUUCCACACCUGUGGGAAGCCAAGAGAGCAGCAGUGUGGCUUCUUCCAGUGGGCUGAUGAGAACGUACCUCCACCAGGUGGUUUUGGUGGUGGAUUUUAUAGUGAUGGAGACGGCGGGAGGAAGGGAAGGAAGAUGAUGGGAGAUCCGAGUGCUAACAGACCCCCAGCUGCUAAGAAACCUCGCACCUGUGGCAUCUGCCACAUGCCGGGACACACCCGAGUCACCUGUCCUCAGCGAUGACCGCUGUCUGUGACUGAAGCCACCCCGUAACUGGGCAGAGUUAAUGAAGUCUGUGACUUCAGUUUUAAAUUUUAAACAACUUGGACUAUACAUAGAGUGGGGCGUCUGCAAAGCAACUGGGUCAACAGGAUAAGUGUGUGCAAAACAGAAAGUGUGUUGGCCAAACCAAUACCAAAAGUGCCCGACAGCAGCAUAAACUGCAGCUUUUCUUUUUGUUUUCACUCAGCACCGAUCCCUCAGCUGUACUCAGAUCAGCUCUAGAUGAGCGACUCUUCUGUGGGCCUUGCGAGGACAAAUAAGGUCAAGCUAAUAUUGAAGUGUAAAACAAACCAAUCAGAAUUGUACACGGACCAUUUAUGCUGGAGAGCAUACAUAAAUAAACUCUGAGACAAAUGCUGAAGUGCUGAACAAGUUUUAUUACUCGCGUUUGUAACCACAGCAACCUGAAAGCGCUUAGCAAGUAAUUGAAAAUUUGCUCACCUGGCCUUGGAUCAACCGAUCCUUCACUCUACUGUCUUUCUCUGCUUUUCACAAUAUCAAAGUCCUAAAUAAAUCUGUAGAUUUCUGACUCAGGAGCACCGCCAUCCCUGACAAAUAAACGUCAUUUUAAAAGACUGUGUAUGUGCAUGCUGUUCAAGACUAAUCAGCCAAAUGUAUUGAUUUCUGUUGCUGACAAUUUUCAUGUGUCGAUUUUUGAAGGUGGAAGAAAAAAGUGGGGGAAAAAUGUGUUUUUACACUGCAAACAGAAAGAAACCACGUUGGACUGGUCGUCUGAUGUUUGCACUGAUAAAAGUUAAUAAACUCAUUUUAACAUUU